AUGUUGCGAUAUAACCAUACCUCUCGUCCCGGCGUGUAUCCAUUUGGCUAUGAGCACCGAGUGAAUGAAAUGGUGAAUGGUGGCUCUGCCUUUGACGAGUUGGCCGGAAGAUCUGCAAUUAUGGCACAGGAUGGACUGGGCGAACCUGACAUGGAGAGCGAGAUGCGAAUCUUCGUAGCGCUUUAUGAUUAUGAUCCUGCCACGAUGUCGCCAAACCCGGAUGCCCUUCAGGAGGAAUUGCCUUUUCGCGAAGGCCAGCUUAUCAAAGUAUGUUGUUAUCAGGACAUCUUUAAGCUUAAUCUGUUUUUGUUAACAUCGACAUCCUAG
This is a messenger RNA of Protopolystoma xenopodis, 327 nucleotides long. The record is from the annotation of a GenBank genome assembly. Lineage: Eukaryota; Metazoa; Platyhelminthes; Monogenea; Polystomatidea; Polystomatidae.